AUGACUGCCCUCAAAGAAGGCGACAGCUUCCCAGAAGGUGUCGUAUUCUCCUACGUCCCAUACACCGAAGAAUCAGCCGGCAUCACCUCAUGCGGUAUUCCCCAAAACUAUAACGCAUCGAAAGAAUGGGCGGACAAGAAGGUCGUGCUUUUUGCGGUGCCUGCUGAAUAUCUGGGGGGUGGAUCAGGCGCAUUCACACCCAGCUGCUCGGUGAGGCAUCUUCCAGCAUACAUUGAGAAUUUGGACAAGAUCAAGGCGAAGGGUGUUGAUAUAGUGGCGGUGCUGGCAUACAAUGAUGCUUGGGUGAUGAGUGCUUGGGCAAAGGCGAAUGGAAUCAAAGAGGAAAUCCUCUUCCUAAGCGAUCCAGAAACCAAGUUCUCGACGGAACUAGGUUGGACGACGGGUCCGCGAACAGCGAGAUAUGCCAUGAUUAUCGACCACGGGAAGGUGGUGUAUGCGGAAAAGGAGCCUGGGAAGGACGUCACAGUUUCGGGCGCAGAGGCUGUAAUGGCAAAACUUUGA
This is a messenger RNA of Endocarpon pusillum Z07020, 522 nucleotides long. Its product is annotated as peroxiredoxin pmp20. Gene Ontology annotation, molecular function: thioredoxin peroxidase activity. NCBI's taxonomy places the organism in Eukaryota, Fungi, Ascomycota, Eurotiomycetes, Verrucariales, Verrucariaceae. The record is from RefSeq and is a predicted model, not a curated record. Gene Ontology annotation, biological process: hydrogen peroxide catabolic process; cellular response to oxidative stress; cell redox homeostasis. Gene Ontology annotation, cellular component: mitochondrion; peroxisome; cytoplasm. Bases 1 to 522 code for a protein of 173 amino acids. The transcript has 5 exons.